UCUCUCCAUUGGAACCAUCCAUCUACAAGAAAAAGUUCAAUAGCUAAUGAAUUCAUCAAGUCCAAUCUUCAACCACAUAACCUUAAAUUACUUAUCAAAAUGCCAGACCCUAAGCUCUCUGAAGCAAGUCCAUGCCCAAAUGGUAACCACAGGCCUCACUCACCACACUUACCCUCUCAGCAAGCUCCUCUAUUUAUCCUCCACUUUAGCCUUACCUCAUGCCCUCACAAUCUUUAACCAAAUCCCAAACCCAACAAUUUUCCUUUACAACACUCUCAUUUCCUCAGUACUAUCAUCAACCAACCGAAAAUGUGAAACCCAACUUGCUUUUUCCUUGUAUGAAAGAGUUCUUUGGGAUAAAACAAUUAUACCCAAUUCCCACACUUACCCUUCUCUUUUCAAGGCUUGUGGUUCUCAUCUCCAUGGUCUAGCUCUACAUGCCCAUGUGUUAAAAUUCCUUGGACUUGCAUAUGAUGAUUUUGUCCAAACCUCAUUGCUUAAUUUCUAUGCCAAGUAUGGCAAAUUGGGUGUGGCUAGAUGUUUGUUUGAUCAAAUUAGGAGCCCAGAUUUAGCUACUUGGAAUUCAAUGUUAUCCGCUUAUGGUAGUGGUGUUACUAGUGAGGAGGAGGACACUAGUGUAUCAAUGGAGGCUUUAUGCCUAUUCACUGUGAUGCAGAAAAACCCUUUAGUUAAGCCAAAUGAAGUUACGUUGGUAGCUUUAGUUAGUGCUUGUGCAAAUUUAGGUGCUCUUUGUCAAGGUAUAUGGGCGCAUGUUUAUGUGUUGAAGUACAAUAUUAAGUUAAAUUAUUAUGUGGGUACUGCUUUGAUAGAUAUGUACUCAAAAUGUGGGUGUUUGGACUUGGCAUAUCAGGUGUUUGAUGAAUUGCCUGAAAGAGAUAUAUUAUGUUAUAAUGCAAUGAUUGGUGGAUUUGGUAUUCAUGGUUAUGGUCACAAGGCACUUCAACUUUUUGAGAAAAUGAAGUUUCAAAGGUUAGUGCCUGAUGAUGUGACAUUUGUUGUUACAAUGUGUGCUUGCUCACAUGUUGGGUUAGUAGACGAGGGUUGCAAGGUUUUUGAGUCAAUAAAUGAAGAUUAUGGUAAGGAGCCAAAGCUUGAACAUUAUGGGUGCUUGAUAGACAUUUUAGGUAGAGCUGGGAGGGUUCAAGAAGCUGAAGAAAAGCUCAAGGGAAUGCCAAUGAAACCCAAUGCCAUUUUAUGGAGGUCUUUACUUGGGGCAGCAAGGGUUCAUGGUAAUUUACAAGUUGGGGAAAUUGCAUUGAAGCAUUUACUAGAACUUGAGCCAGAAACUAGUGGGAACUAUGUACUUUUAUCAAAUAUGUAUGCAAGCAUUAAUAGAUGGGAAGAUGUUAAAAGAGUGAGGAAAUUAAUGAAGGAUCAUGGGAUUAAUAAAAUGCCAGGUAGUAGCUUAGUUGAAGUUAAUGGUGCCAUGCAUCAAUUCCUGAUCGGAGACAAAACUCACCUGUGGUCGAAACGAAUUUAUUCGAAGCUCGAAGAAGUUGGCAAAAGGUUACAGCAAUAUGGUCAUAAGCCUAGAACUAAAGAAGUGUUGUUUGACAUAGAUGAGGAGGAAAAAGAAGAUGCACUUACUUACCAUAGUGAAAGGGACUAUUGGUGAGAUAGUGUUAAAAGGUAGUGUUUGAAUGCAAAAAAAGUUUGGUUAUAAAGAGGUUAGUCAUCUUUGAUUUUAAA
Molecule: messenger RNA, 1710 nt
Organism: Gossypium raimondii (Peruvian cotton)
Lineage: Eukaryota; Viridiplantae; Streptophyta; Magnoliopsida; Malvales; Malvaceae
Product: pentatricopeptide repeat-containing protein At5g43790
Exons: 2
Coding region: 47-1636 (529 amino acids)
Biological process (GO): RNA modification
Molecular function (GO): RNA binding; protein binding
Source: RefSeq, a predicted model, not a curated record